AUGUGGAUGCCGCCCAUUAACUUUCUGACUCUGCAUUAUGCGUACAUCAUCUUGAUGUCUUUGCUUGCCAUUCCCAUUCUCUACCCUUACGGUAAUCUCACGGCCAUUGAUUCCUUCUUUUUCGGCGCCAGCUCGUCGACAGAGUCUGGCCUGAAUACAAUCGAUGUAAAGGAGCUCAAGACUUACCAGCAACUAUACGUCUACUUUGUUCCUAUGCUUACGAACCUCGGCUUCGUCAACAUUAUUGUCGUCAUCGUACGCUUGCAUUGGUUCAGGAGCCACCUUAAGCGCCUUGCUCCCCAACUCCACCCUCGCCGACAGCGCGGUAGUUCCGAGGCUGACCCCGAAGACAUUCUCGAUACGUCAACGAUAGAGACCCCUGACACAGCUGGCAAGCUUCCCGUUGCGGUAGCAAGCGGUAACGAUGCCAAGACAACGAUCGAAAACCCUGGUCAAGCGCCGGUGAUAAACCCGGAUAGUGCAAGACCGAUCGCGCGCACCACCACCAUCAGUUUUGACCCUGCUACUGAGAAGCAUAAAGACGACACCACCCUCUACAUCCCAUCACCGAGGGACCGUGAACGCGGACACCCCAUUGUUGAAGAAACCGGAAGAGCUAGGGUUGAUGUCGAUAGCGAUGAUGAAGUCAUCAAUGACAACAAUGAAAACCAGCUUAAGCCAGUGUCCAGCUCGGCCUCCAAUAACGGGGGCCCGAGCCUGCGCCUUCGCCGCCGAUUUAGUGACCGCGACGGCCUACAGAUCACCGCAGCUCGUUCUAUGGAUCGUGUCGCUGAUGUCGCUGCGUCCAUUCUGCUUCUUGGUUCCGAGACUAAGCCUCGACCCCGUCCUCCGACUCCCGCCCCUCAGAAGCAGCCAGCCUUGAACGACACGCCGUUCCUUUCGCGUCAGGCCACUAUUGGACGCAAUUCGCAGUUUCGCAACUUGACGUCCCAUGACUUGGAGGUGCUGGGUGGUAUCGAGUAUCGCAGUCUGAAGCUCCUGCUCAAGAUCGUAACUGCUUUCUUCUUCGGCAUGCAUCUGUUCGGCGUCAUCUGCCUCGUGGGGUGGAUCCAUACGGCGAACCCCAAGUAUAGGGACUACCUGGAGUCAAUUGCGCAGGACAAGAACUGGUGGGCCAUUUAUUCCGCCCAGACAAUGGUGGACAACCUCGGGAUGACACUCACGCCUGACUCGAUGAUAUCGUUCCGCGAUGCCAAAUUCCCCAUGAUCCUUAUGAGCUUCCUCGCCUUUGCUGGCAAUACGCUAUAUCCAGUCUUCCUCCGCCUGGUCAUUUGGAUCAUGGCCAAGGUCACGCCCAAACAUUCUCCUACCCAAGAGCCCCUUGCGUUUCUGCUCAACCACCCGCGUAGAUGCUACACCUUGCUCUUCCCGAGUCAACCAACCUGGAUCCUCUUCGCCAUCAUCUUUGCCCUCAACUUUGUCGACGUCCUGCUCAUCAUCAUUCUUGACCUUCACAACCCUGAAGUCGCGUCCUUACCUCUCGACGCGCGUAUUCCGGCUGCCAUCUUCCAGGCCGCUUCGGCGCGCCAUACCGGUACUGCCACCUUCAACUUGGCCAACGUCGACCCAGCUGUGCAGCUCAGCCUUUUGAUCAUGAUGUAUAUCGCCAUUUUCCCCAUCGCUCUCAGCAUUCGCUCUUCCAACACUUACGAGGAGAAGUCACUCGGGCUCUGGAAGGAUGAAGAAUCACCGAAUGAGGAAAAUGGCAAGUCAUAUUUAGUGACACAUAUGAAGAACCAGCUUGGCUUCGAUUUGUGGUAUAUCUUCUUGGGCACCUUUUGCAUAAUCAUUGCCGAAUCAGACAGGGUCGCCAAUGUUGAUGAGCCGGCCUUCUCUGUCUUUUCAAUUCUCUUCGAGGUGACCUCGGCAUAUGGCAACGUUGGCCUGAGUCUCGGCUACCCAACCGCCACCACUUCUCUGUCAGGCAUGUUUGGAACCUUUAGCAAGGUCGUAAUAUGCCUGAUGAUGAUCCGAGGCCGCCACCGAGGCCUUCCAUACGCCCUUGACCGAGCCAUCAUGUUACCCGAUGGGCAGGUUUUGGAAGACCCUCCCAAAUCAUCUUGA
Molecule: messenger RNA, 2085 nt
Organism: Fusarium falciforme
Lineage: Eukaryota; Fungi; Ascomycota; Sordariomycetes; Hypocreales; Nectriaceae
Exons: 11
Coding region: 1-2085 (694 amino acids)
Biological process (GO): potassium ion import across plasma membrane; intracellular potassium ion homeostasis
Cellular component (GO): plasma membrane
Molecular function (GO): high-affinity potassium ion transmembrane transporter activity
Source: RefSeq, a predicted model, not a curated record